CUGGGUUUCGCCUCUUCAGAAACUGAGUGGCAGCGUCUGCCAUUGCAGCACGCGUUUUAUUUGCUUCAGGGCUGCAAUAUCAAAGCACAUAUGUCUUCGGUGCAACAUCCACGGCUCCCCCUCGAGCUCCUCCUCUUGAUAUGCCAACAAACCAACAACCGGGACUCGCUACUCAAUCUCUGCAAGACGUCAUAUGCUUUCCGGGUUCCCGCUCAGCGGAAGCUAUACGAAGACGUCUACCUUGUCGGGUGCUCUCCGCGAGUCAUCUUGUACUGGUGUCGGGUAAUUCGGCGUCGUCCCGACCUCGCCAUCCGAGUCAAGCGAGUCAGGCUGGUGUCACCCACAACCGCAGAAGUGUACCCGGAAGAGGCGGAUAGGAUUUUUCUCGCCCUAACGCGCUGCGUUAAUAUACUAUGGCUGGAGCUGCCUUACGAGGCCGCCACGUAUCAUUCCAGUUGGCUCCUUGGUGCUAUCUCCCGAAUGCAAUGCCCCUUCAGGUUAAUUGUCUUCGUGGGUGGUGCCCAAACCUCGCUCGAGGACAUUCGCUGUAUGCUUCUCCAGCAACCGCGACUCCGCAUUUUGCACUUGCAAAGCAAGUACCUCCCACUAGACCGCCACUUCCUGCGGCGGAUGUCCGACCCCGUUGGAAGGGAUCCUGCGACCGUCCUGCCCUACCUCUUUGCGGUCAAAACGCACUCACCCAAUGUGGAAAUCGAGCGCCAUCUACAGCGCAUCGAGACUGAUAUUGGUGACCUCACUCCUCCGCUCGCGCGAUAUGCAGCGAGUCUGACGGUGUUAAACAUCCAUUUCAACUCCUCGCGGGAGCCGGAGCUCCAAGCCAUCUUCGCGUUCAAUCGGAUUUCGCAGCUCCUCCCCAACCUCCUCCAUCUUGCUCUGGCCGAAAAAGCCCAGGCAAAGGACGACUGCUGGUAUAUUGCAGACGACUCGCCAGCGCUGACUAUCUCGCGCUUUCCCCGCCUCCAAACAUUCACUCUUGUCACCUCCCGCAUCAGUCAGUUCAACGCAACAGAGCCAGACGGCACUGCUGUUCAUGUUGACGAUGCCGGGGCAAUGCAGAUGCUGUGCAGGGCAACGAUGCUUGUGGGAUCAAAGACGCUUCGCCGUCUUAUCAUUGGCAUCCAGCCAAACGAGGACCUCAGGUUCCCAGAGAGGAUGUUCAUCGCGGCCAAAUACCCGCGUGUUAGCAGCGGAGUGGAGAUUCGGCACUUCUGCGUGGCCAAGAUUCAUCCUAUGGCCGUGUCGCAGUUCUUCUGGACUUGA
Messenger RNA from Mycena indigotica, 1281 nucleotides. RefSeq lists its product as uncharacterized. Lineage: Eukaryota; Fungi; Basidiomycota; Agaricomycetes; Agaricales; Mycenaceae. Bases 91 to 1281 code for a protein of 396 amino acids. The record is from RefSeq and is a predicted model, not a curated record. The transcript has a single exon.